Messenger RNA from Austrofundulus limnaeus, 1232 nucleotides. Its product is annotated as troponin I, slow skeletal muscle. Gene Ontology annotation, biological process: cardiac muscle contraction; skeletal muscle contraction. Bases 16 to 768 code for a protein of 250 amino acids. NCBI's taxonomy places the organism in Eukaryota, Metazoa, Chordata, Actinopteri, Cyprinodontiformes, Rivulidae. The record is from RefSeq and is a predicted model, not a curated record. The transcript is spliced from 8 exons. Gene Ontology annotation, cellular component: troponin complex.
UAAAAAAAAGUCCACAUGGAGGUGGGAUUCCAUAUCUGGUCUCCUGCCAGCACAUUCUUCAAAGCAAAGGUUAUGUAUCUGCUGCCUGCUCACCACCCCCCUCAUAUAAAAGGCCAUCCAUUGUCUGCGGGCAGCUGCUGUUCAACUCCUUCCACCUCCGCAGACAUCCUUUUUCAGGAGCUCCACACACACGCAGCCAUGAAUCCCAAGGGGGAUAAGCCGAAGUCAAAGAUUUCGGCUUCCCGCAAGCUCUCCCUCAAAAUGUUGCUCCUCCAAAAAGCUUGUGAGGACCUGGAGAAGGAGAGGCAGGAGCGAGAGGAGGAGAAAGUUCGUUACCUGGGGGAGAAGCUGCCCCCUCUGCAGCUGUCUGGUUUGUCACUGGAUGAGCUACAAAAACUGUGCAAACAGCUGCAUGAGAAAAUUGACAUAGUGGACGAGGAGAGAUACGACUGUGAGCAUAAGGUGAUCAAGCACAACAAAGAUAUUCAUGAGCUGAAGCUGAAAGUACAGGACCUUGGCGGGAAGUUCAAAAAGCCCGCGCUAAGGAAGGUGAGGGUAUCUGCAGAUGAGAUGAUGAGAGCUCUUCUGGGCUCCAAACACAAGGGCUCCAUGGACCUGAGGGCCAAUCUUAAAUCUGUGAAGAAGGAAGACGUCAAACAGGACAAGGUGCUCACCUCUGAAGUGGGCGACUGGCGUAAGAACGUGGAGGCCAUGUCAGGCAUGGAGGGCCGCAAGAAGAUGUUUGAYACAGGCGGUGGAGCACAGUGAGAAGCUGCAGUCAGAGAAAAGGAUCAUCUAAAAGCUGGAAAUCAUUUUUUUAUUUCUAACAAAUAAGAAAGAACACUUAGCUGGAGGAUGCCUGAUAUUUAGUUAUUUUAACUGGAGUGACUCAAAGCAUCUUAAGCCAGGCAUGUCCAACUCCAGUCCUCAAGGGCCGGUCUUCUGCAAGUUUUAAAUUUGUCCCUGCUUCAACACAGCUGAUUCAAAUAGAUGAUUUACCUUCUCAGUUUGCCAUCAAGGUCUGCAGAGGCCCACUAAUUAAGCACUCCUUAGAUUCAGCUUUGUUGAACCAGGGCAGCACCUAAAACAUGAAGGACACUGGCCCUUGAGGACCAACUUUGGACACCACAGAUCUAAAGCUUUGGAUUAGUGAAAACCGCUCAUUUUUUCAAUAUUUUGUUUUGUUAUGAAACCUUCAGACAAACGAUGAAUAAACUGAUACUGUUUCCAUU